CACGGGUUCAGUACUAUUCUCUUGGCUCCAUGAACAGAAUCUUUGGUACAUCAAAAAAGGUUCCAAAAGCAACGCUUACAGACGCAAUAGCAUCGACCGACGUGCGAUCGGAUGCCAUUGAAGUCAAGAUCCGAAAGCUUGAUGCUGAACUUACGAGAUAUCGCGACCAAAUGAAAAAAAUGAGGGAGGGUCCGGCAAAGAAAUCUGUUCAACAAAAAGCGCUGCGAGUUCUCAAACAACGAAAACUAUAUGAGAGUCAAAGGGACAACCUUCAACAGCAGUCGUUUAAUAUGGAACAAGCGCAAAUGACGAAUGAUAACUUGCGAAAUGUUAUGACGACUGUCGAUGCCAUGCAGUCAGCCAACAAGGAAAUGAAGAAACAGUAUAAGAAUGUCAAUCUGGACAAACUAGACCGUCUGCAAGAUGAGAUGGAAGACUUGAUGGAACAAGCUAAUGAAGUACAGGAAUCCCUUGGACGAUCAUAUAAUCUCCCAGAUGAUGUGGAUGAGGCUGACCUAGAAGCAGAACUGGAUGCUCUGGGUGAUGACCUCAAUUUUGAGGAAGAGGACGUCCCAUCCUACUUACAAGAUAAUGUCGAAGUACCCACUGGAUUGAACUCAGAGAACGCAGAUGGAAAUGUACAAGUAGAUGAAUUUGGGCUUCCAAUAGCGGCGGAAGCGCCCAUGAAAGCAUGAUGUACAUAGCUUUUUGUUUUUUUUCUUAAAAAUCAGAAACCAGUGGAGGUUGAUAUGGAUGGUUUUUUUUCCUUAUUAUUUUCUC
Molecule: messenger RNA, 780 nt
Organism: Umbelopsis ramanniana AG
Lineage: Eukaryota; Fungi; Mucoromycota; Umbelopsidomycetes; Umbelopsidales; Umbelopsidaceae
Exons: 7
Coding region: 30-695 (221 amino acids)
Biological process (GO): late endosome to vacuole transport via multivesicular body sorting pathway; vesicle budding from membrane
Cellular component (GO): multivesicular body
Source: RefSeq, a predicted model, not a curated record